UAUAAUUAUAGAGUAUGUAUAUAUAUAGAUACAUAUACAUAUAUAUAAAAGUUUUAAAAUUAAAAAGUCUAUAACCUCCAAAAACAUGUCUGCCACUAAAGUACAGUCAUUAUAUUUGUUUCGAAAAUCAAAUAAAUGGACUAAAGGAGUAGGAGCAUCUUUACCAGAAGAAUAUAAAAAAUUUUGGAAAGAAUGGAAAGUGCAAGAACCUACUGCAGUUCAUUAUAUAAAAGAGGAGGGAAAAUAUACUAGAAAUGAAGAAACAGGAGAAGUUUAUCCGGUACAAAAUGUACCAAUUCCUGUGAAAUAUCCGAAAGAAUUUAGCGAGUUUAUAUUAGGCGGAGAGGCUAUAGUUCAAGGAUUCAUAAAACGUGGAAAAUAUUAUCGCAGAACUCCCCAUUUUUGGUUUCCUCAAUUAAGAAAAUCAAUUCUCUAUAGCGAAGUUUUGGAUACGUAUAUAAGAACUAUCAUUACACUUAGAACUAUUAAUUUAAUUCAUGAAAACUAUGGAUUUGAUCAUUAUUUAUUGAAGACUCCAGCAUGCGACUUGAAAUCACAUCUCGCUUUAAGAUUAAAGCGAGAAAUACUUAUAGCAUUGGCAGAUAAAACAUUAUAUCCAAAUGAUGAAGCUAAACGAGAAGAAGUAUAUAACAAAUAUUCACAAUAUUUAUCUUCAUAUACGCGAGAAGAAAUUGAAUGGUAUGGUUUAACGUUUAACGACGCAUGUAAAAAAUAUAUUGAAAUGCAUGGUAAUAAAAAGAAUAUAGUUGAACCAUUAAAAAUUAAAUACAGAUCAGAAUUAAUAGCUAAACUUAAAGAGAACAAUAUUGAAGAAGCACAGGGUGUUGAUGUCAGUUUACCAGAUAAAAAGGACGGUACAUGGCUAUCCAAAUGGAAUCCAUUUCAAAAGACAUCAGAAACCAAAUAGAUAACAUUUGUAAUUUUGAUAAUGGAUAUUUUGUAAAUAGUAAAACAAAAAGGGAAAAUAUUUCUAGUAAAUGUAAUACCAAAAACAUAUGUUUUUUCUUUUUUUUUCAUUUUUCACACUACAAAUUUAUUGAUAUU
Messenger RNA from Polistes dominula (European paper wasp), 1065 nucleotides. It is a transcript of the gene mRpL28, whose product is annotated as mitochondrial ribosomal protein L28. NCBI's taxonomy places the organism in Eukaryota, Metazoa, Arthropoda, Insecta, Hymenoptera, Vespidae. Gene Ontology annotation, molecular function: structural constituent of ribosome. Gene Ontology annotation, cellular component: mitochondrial large ribosomal subunit. The record is from RefSeq and is a predicted model, not a curated record.